ACCGGGAGCAGACAUGACUUAAUGGAGAUGCCACCAGAUCUUCACCAGUUCUGGAGCCUUGACCGUCCUACAAGAUGGAACCUUGCAUGGUUUAUAAACUCAUUGGACUGUCUUUUGUUUCUUUCUUUUCUUCCUCAUUGUGUUGAUUCGGGGAGGAGUGAAAGUUCAGAGUGAUGUCAGAGUCUUCCCACGUUGGGCUUCUUCUUCCUCGAGUCACAAUCUUCCAAGUGCCAAGGAAUCACCUACCAUGUGCCUGAAGAGCUGGACCAGCAGUAGCUAAGAUCCUACGAGUUGACUUUUCAGCUCAGGUUCUUUCAGGACCACGAUGGAUGAAACUCUGAACUUCACCAACAAAUGUGUGAACACUACACAUUUAGGACCCAAUGAGAGUCCGGCUAUCAGCGCCGUGAUGUUCUCCACAGGGGUCUUAGGGAACUUGGUAGCACUGGUUUUGCUGGAAAGACGCAGAAGAGAGAACAGGGGCAGAAUCUCUUUGUUCUUUAUCCUUGUGAAUGGUUUGGUUAUUACAGACUUGUUGGGCACUUGCAUGGUCAGCCCGGUGGUGUUGGCAUCUUAUUCCAAGAGACUGACCCUCUACUCUUUGAAUCUUUGCAAUUAUUUUGCUUUUGCUAUGACAUUUUUCAGCCUGGCCACGAUGAUGGUUCUUUUCGCAAUGGCUUUGGAGCGUGCAAUGGCCAUAGGAUAUCCUUACUUCUAUGAAAAGUUCAUCAAGAAGCGGUGUGGGAUCAUCACCUUCCCAGUCAUCUAUUCUUUUUGCAUCAUAUUCUGCCUCUUCCCAUUAAUGGGUUUCGGAGAGUUCAUACAAUAUUGUCCUGGAACUUGGUGCUUUAUAAACAUGAGGGGUCAGAAAAAGGAAGGGCAUAUAAGUAAUGUGUACUCCUCGCUGUAUGCCACCCUACUUCUCAUUCUCAUCAUAGCUGUACUUACCUGCAACUUCAUAGUCAUUGCCAGUCUGCUGAGGAUGCACAAGAGACAGAAAUCCCGCAGAGUUGGAUCUCUGAUGAACAACAAGCGAGAGAGGAUUUCCAUGUCUGAAGAAAUUGACCAUCUCAUACUACUAUCCAUCAUGACCAUUGCCUUCAUUAUUUGCUCCGUACCUUUCGCGGUACGGGCCUAUAUUAACAGGGCAGACAGCGAUAAAGGUGAUGACAAAAUGGACCUUUUAGCCCUGAGAUUUCUGUCAGUCAAUCCUAUUAUUGAUCCUUGGAUUUUCACCAUAUUACGACCCUCCGUUCUCAGGCUGAUGCGCUCAGUUCUAUGCUGUCGGAGCUCUUUCAACUUUGGAAGCAUCAGAAACUCUCCUUCCCUAAGUACUCGCCUGUCAACCAACAACAAGCUGAACUUUGUCGACUCUACAUAUGGGCUUUCCCAGAAGAAACAUUUAGCUGACGGGGAAAAAAUUGCAUGGGGAGAGAAAACAGACACCUAGUAAUAUAAACAGUAUAAAAGAACUCCAUGUACCGAACAUACAGUAUAUAUGACAGGUACAGAGGUGAUCCAGUCAUGGUGAUGGCCAAUGAAAGUGGAGAUCAUCAAGACCUUGGCAAGUUAUAACUACAGGGUCCAUGCAGUCAGAGGUUGGGACCACGACUUGUAUGUUUCACUGACGUGUCAUGUCAGUAAUAUUCUUUGGUCAAAAGAGUGAAGCAAGGAGAACCAAAGUGCCUUCAACUUCUCAGUAGAAUGGGGCAAAGUCAAGGCAUUGCAGGUGGAAAGAAGCAUUUUCUUAGAUGUUAUAUGCACACAUGUUCGUGGUUUCCCAAUACUGAUUUUAGACUGGUACCUCCACUUUUACUGUUUUCUGACUGGAAGAUUAGCAGAGCAUUGUAUCGGUGGUAAACCAUUACCUUUAAUCACUACCUAUUGCAUUUUAGCCAGUAAUCCUGUUUUUCACUUGAAAAUACUGUAAACUGAUCAAGGGGCAAGGUUAUGUACAUUUUGGAUAAAAAGUAGCACUUUGGUCGAAUUAUGAAGGAGUAUCUAGCUAAAAUGUAAUACUUUGCAAUAGUACAAGGCUUCAACAAACUAACAUGGUUACACUGAUCAUGCACCUUCUGGUAAGCCUAAGUUCUGAGACAAUAACCAGGUCCUUCUUCAUCAGAGGCAGACGACAACCCCAUCUGAAGCUGGCUUUGGUCACUCACCACAUGGGGAGCUAUUAUUUCCUGGAUUUGUUAGUUUAUCUAAUAUACUUAUUUCCACCAAUAUAGGGCAACUACAAUUUGGGAAGAAGGAGAACAUUGCAAGCCAGCUUGACCAUAAAUAGAGAAAAAAACAUAAUAACUUGACAUCUCAUCGGGCAUUACUUUACAAACAGUUGUCAAAUAUCCAGAUAGGAACCACCAUGGCAACCAAUUUACUGUGGGUCCGGCUCUAAAAAACUGUUGACUGGGAAAAGCCGAGACCAGACAGACACUCCCUCAGCAUUACACGGUGGCCAUUUAGAUACUUGCCUGCCCAUGCAUUUUGAUUUACAGAGGGGUCCUAAGGAGGGGACCCCCCCUCCCAUAAUGUUCUUAAACCUAUGUACUGAUGCACAGUGCUGCAGGACACAUGUAUGUGAUGUACUGUAUAUUUAUAUAGCAUGAUAUAUAGUAUAAUGCCCACAGCCCAGCAUGGUUGAGACCACUAGUCUUUUGGAUUUUACAUAAGAAUCCAGACUCAAGCCUUAUAAAAGGUUUUUUUUUUUUUUAUUGUAAUCUACGUCUUUUCUUCCAAGUUUGGACCCUAAAAAGGUUAGACCACUGGGCAAUCUCGCAUAAAAUGGGAGACCCGUUUUGGGGAAUUUACCAGACAAGUGCCACUUACAUAUUAGGCCUCUUUAAUCCCGUUUCAGGGUGCUGUCAUAGACAUACCUUCAAAAAGGUAUUUCAAGAUAUACUGUGGUGUACCCGCAACACGCCCAUAGACAUUAAUGUACAAAAAUAGUCUACUAGUGACUACGUUUGGUCUUUCCCACAAAGCCUAUAUGUUUUGUUUCCAGGACCCAAAAGCACAGAAGUUUUCAGUCUGGUUAAAAAAACAGAUACGGUGGGAAAAUGAGCUGACCGGAGGCAUUAGCUGACUCCGGUCCCCUCAUUGAAAUGAAUGGGGUACGGUUUUACAAUUGCCCUGCUGGAUCUGGUUGCUGUAUGCCCCAAACGUGUUGUGAAUGCACCAUAACAGAUGUAAUAGUGUCAAUAAAAAGAUUCAGGGGAAUGACACAUUUGUCUUUACCACAACGAAGUGCAAAAUUUGUUGGAUACCACCCUUGUGAGGCGGAACGUCUGAAUUUCCCUUAAGGUCUAUUCACAUGGCGGAAUCUUUGCUCGGAAAAAUUCCGGGCGUAGAUUCUGCAUGUCAUUCCGGGCGGAGAUUCCACUGAAUCAGUCGGAGUUAGGACCGCUUGCAAUUUGUGGAGAUGGCAAUGCAUUUCCAACAUGUUCAUUCUUUUUGCGGAGUCUAAGAUCCGGUAUUUCUGGUAAUACCGGAAAGCGAAUGGUGCAGUAGAAUCAGUUGAAAACAACGGAAGGUUCAUGCUUUACCUGAAUUUCCAAGCGGAAUUUCUCUCUGAAAAAACGUAGUGCGAAUGGGGCCUUAAUGUGAGCUGGCCCUAAGUAUUAUUCAUGUUACGAUUACUUCAGGCGGGUCACAUGGUCUUUUAUUCAAUAGGCUUAUAAAAGUUCCCAAUAGGCAGCCAUUUUGAGUAAAAACUGCUUAUCUACACUGAAGAUGUUCGGCCCACAAGAUCAGGAGAAGAGUCCAUGACAAGGACCAUUGGGACAACGGGCUAAGCACAAAGGGCCUCAGGUAUCAAUAUUAAAACAGGAAACCAGCCGUGUUGCCCUCAGCAAACAACCAGAGCUCAUGAAUUUCUGAGGUAAAAUGAAAGCUGCUGGUUACCAAGGGUGUUGUCGCCCAUAGCAACCAAUCACAACACAGCUUUUAUUUUACCACGGGAGUUAAUAAACAAUGUAAGCUGCGCUCUGAUUGGUCGCCAGGGGCAACCAGGCCGGUAUUCAUUUUUCAGUAUUGUUACAUGAAACAAUUAAAAAAGAGAUUAAUAUAAAGUGAGUGAAUUUACAUUAAAAAAGACACAAAAAUUAUUAUUUUUCCGAAAAUUUCCAAAAGCACUUAAAUAGUAUUUUUUUCCAUAGACAUCGAAAGUUUUAUUGACUAUACAUAUAUAAAACAAUGUUGUUAUUUAAUUGUUAACUUGUCUACGUGUUCAGCGUCUCUUUUUUA
Messenger RNA from Hyla sarda, 4245 nucleotides. RefSeq names its product prostaglandin E2 receptor EP2 subtype-like. Gene Ontology annotation, biological process: adenylate cyclase-activating G protein-coupled receptor signaling pathway; positive regulation of cytosolic calcium ion concentration; cellular response to prostaglandin E stimulus. The coding region runs from base 326 to 1450 and encodes 374 amino acids. The transcript is spliced from 2 exons. NCBI's taxonomy places the organism in Eukaryota, Metazoa, Chordata, Amphibia, Anura, Hylidae. Gene Ontology annotation, cellular component: plasma membrane. Gene Ontology annotation, molecular function: prostaglandin E receptor activity. The record is from RefSeq and is a predicted model, not a curated record.